Molecule: messenger RNA, 949 nt
Organism: Cylicocyclus nassatus
Lineage: Eukaryota; Metazoa; Nematoda; Chromadorea; Rhabditida; Strongylidae
Source: the annotation of a GenBank genome assembly
UCGAGUGGAGCUUUCUAUUUAGGUUAUGGGUGUAGCCAACAAAGUGCUGAGUAUAGUCUUCGCAGUUAUCUGGAGUGGCUCCCUCUACUACGAUGUGGCGUAUCAACCCCGGCUUGGUCAUGAUUGGUACAUAUACAAGUUGGUUAUGCUGACAAACUUGAACUUUGUGAUCAUUGCAAUUUUCGCCGUUUUUGCGCUCACGGAAACUCUUUCCAUCGCCAAUACUCCGAUCAAGAGUGCCUUAGACUUCUCAUUCUAUUGUACAAUAUUUCCAGUAGCAGUGGUGACAUGCGCACUCUUCUGGGGCCUUUACGCUAUCAACCCAGAAUUGGUGAUGCCGGAAUGGAUAGCCAGGCUGAUCCCACAAUGGCUUAACCAUGUCACACAUACUUUGCCGGUAAUUUACGUUUUCUUCGACUUGCUCACGAUCAGGCGAAGUCCACCGUCACAUGGGAAGUCGCUACAAAUGGCUGUACUGCAUGUUGUUGUAUAUUUCUUGAUAAUCAUUGCUGUUCGGAUUUUUGACGGGUACUGGCUCUAUCCUUUGCUGGAGAUACUUCCAUGGGAGGCUUUUAUUGGAACAUUCGUAGUUGCUAUAUUCGGGUACUAUGCGCUGAUCCGACUCGCAGUGUUCUUUUCUUCUUGCAUUCACGGUGUUGAAGCUGCUAUCAAACAAAAGCAACCUAAGAAACAAAAGUAGGAGUACCGGGUGUGACUUCUUCAUUGUAAUUAGUUGUCUGAUGCCACAUUCAUACUGCUGAUCUUCAAAUUACCCGUGUCUAAAUCACUCCAUUCAUAGCUAGUUAUUCUACUUACUUGAAUGCAUGAAAUCUACCAAGUUAUUAUUAUUAUUACUUUGGUGCAUUAAAAUUGCAAUAUAUGUGUUAAAUUGACAUUGGGGUUGGUGAACUGGUAAAUUAUUAAUAAAUUAUUGGCGACUUUGUAAAGU